ACGUGAACCCACUGGAUUUUCAGUUUUUCUGCCCAUUUUUAUUUCCCGCGUUUCUGUUUGGAUUUGAUUUCUUUGCAAUUUUACUGAUUUCUUUGAAAUGGAGAUACAGUGGCGUCUAUGGAAUAAGGACUGGGCCUCCUCACUACGGCCAUGGAUACCCAUACUUCUCGGCCUGCACCUACAGUUUUCCCGGGCGUCCAACUGCCCUGAGGAAUGCCGCUGUGAUCGUACUUUUGUUUACUGCAAUGAGAGGAGCUUGACCUCUGUGCCCUUUGGUAUCGGCGAAGGUUACAAGACACUCUAUCUUCACAAUAACCAAAUAAAUAAUGCCGGGUUCCCCUUGGAGCUCCACCACGUGGCUUCCGUGGAGACUGUGUAUCUCUAUGGCAACCAGUUGGAUGAGUUUCCCAUCAACUUGCCCAAAAAUGUCAGAGUACUCCACCUCCAAGAGAAUAACAUUCAGACAAUCUCCAGGGCAGCCUUGGCUCAGCUUUUAUGGCUGGAAGAGCUGCAUCUGGACGAUAACUCUAUAUCCACCGUAGGGGUGGAGGAAGGUGCGUUCCGAGAGGCUCUGAGUCUAAAGAUGCUCUUUCUCACCAAGAACCACCUGAGCAGCGUGCCCAUUGGUCUCCCAGAGGACCUGAAGGAGCUGCGAUUGGACGAGAAUCGCAUUGCUGUCAUCGUUGAGGAGGCCUUUAGGAAUGUCACCCGCUUGGAGCGUCUCCUCUUGGACGGAAACCUGUUGACGGACGAGGGGAUUGCGCCAGGGACCUUUCAGGAUCUGGUCACCCUCAGGGAGCUGUCCCUUGCUCGCAACUCACUCACCUACCCGCCACCGUUUCUCCCAGGGGAGGUGCUGGUGAAGCUGAACUUUCAGGAGAACCAGAUAAAUAUCAUCCCUGUAGGGGCCUUUGCAGGCUUGCACAAGCUGGAGAAGCUGGAUAUUUCCAGCAACCAGCUGCAGUCACUAACGCAGGGGGUCUUUGACAGCCUUGUUAGUCUACGACAGCUCACGGUGCGCAACAAUCUCUGGCUGUGCGACUGUAGCAUCCAGUGGGUGGUAUGGUGGCUGAAGUCCUUGCCCGGAUCCCUUAAUGUGCGGGGCUUCAUGUGCCAAAAGCCAGAGAAGGUCCGUGGCAUGGUGAUAAGGGAGCUGAGCGGAGAGCUGCUUCAGUGUCCGAUGACAACCACCACACCGACGUUAACCUCUCAUCCUCCCGCCACGUCAGGGGGCUCAGUCGGGCCGCUACCCGCCUCCUCCACCCCAGACGCCCACUUAGUGUCCCAGGACCGCACCCCACCCACCAGGCGCCCCCUGUCCCCCACACUCACUUCCUAUCUACCAGUCUAUCCAACCAGACAGGGUGGAACAAGAACUAAGCGGCCACUAGAUCCCAAAAGGGAGAGUCUGCAGGUCACAUUUACUAUUCUCAAUGGCUCCGCGAUUCACGUGAACUGGGUGGCCGCUUUUCCGGUCACCGCCUACAAGGUGACCUGGGCCAGGAUGGGCCCCAGCCUGACGGGGGACACCGUCCGGGAGAGGAUGGUGGGCGGAGACCACCGGGGCAUUCGAUUACCUAACCUGGAGCCAAAGUCCACGUAUCGGAUCUGUGUCAUCCCUCUGGACGCGUUCAAUAACUACCGGCCCAAAGACGAUACCAAGUGCACGGAGGUCGCCACGACAACGGCCACUUUGGGUCCAAACAACAAGGGGCCCGUGGGGCCCGAACAGGCCACACAGCCAGACCCAAGUUCACCUUUCUUGCUAGCGGGGCUGAUUGGAGGGGCUGUGAUCGUGGUGCUGGUGCUGCUGCUCAGCAUCUUCUGCUGGCACAUGCACAAGAAAAGCCGAUCCAAAUCGUCCGCCGAUUGGAAAUACAACAGAGGCCGGAGAAAAGACGACUAUUGUGAAGCGGGCACCAAGAAGGAUAAUUCUAUCCUGGAAAUGACUGAGACCAGCUUCCAGAUAGUGUCCCUCAACAAUGAGCAGCUCCUCAAGGGAGAUUUCCGCAUACAGCCUAUUUACACCCCUAAUGGGGGCACAGGCUUCCGAGACUGCCCCCUGGGGAACAAUAGCACAGUGUACUGCAAGAACAAUGUUCAGGACGCAGACCUAUGUCACACAUGAUGGUUGGGAAAGCAUCAGAAGCCUUUAUAUUGAUGAUUUACCGUAUUAUGAAAGACGCUGUACAGUAUGAUUAUUAUUUCACAAACCCCUGUGUCUUCAAAAAUAUGUAAUUUAUACACUUGGCUGGACAAUACCUGUUUUAAUUCAGCUGUACCUUUUAUAUACCUUAGUAAAACUGGAUUUAUAAAUUAUUAUGUUAUGAGGUUGUUUUGGUUUUCGUGCUGACAGACAUGUACAAUUCGGAUAAUUUCUUAGUCUUUCAGUUUAGUUUUUUCAUCAAUGAUCUUCAAGCCAUGGCGAUUUCUGACCUUAACAUAUGCAGUAUUCUGUAACUGUUAUAUAUUAUUGAGCUUACAUAGCGCAGAGCACAGAAAGGCAGGUUUAAUGAGAGAAAUAUUGAGGAAUUCAAAAAAGAGAGAAAGGUGAGAGGUACGCACAAGUCAGCCACAAGAGGGCAUGUUUUUAUGUGGUGCCUAAAAGUGAAUUUAACCAACAAUCCACCACCUGACUCGUUUUUUGUAAUCUGCAUUUGCUUAACACACUUUAAAGAAUCCUCUCUGCUUGCAGGUGAAAUGCGGUCUAGGUGUGUUGCACACAUCUAGAUAGUUGGGGCAACCGCAUUAUGAAUGAGAAAAGUGGUGUCAUGUAUUGACAUGACACCACUUUUUGUAUUAUUGUUUGGAGAAGACAAUGCAGACCAUAGUAUUCCCUCUUUUUAAAUACUUGGAGGGGCAUUGUUACCUGUUGGAGAAUGUAUUAAAACAAGCACAUCUGCCAUGUCCGGUCAAAUACAUUUGAAACGACUGUCAUUUUUGUUCAGCAAAUGUUAUGGCUAUAACAUAUAUAUAUAUACAUAUAUAUAUAGACAUAUAUGUGCCUUGAAAGGAUUAGCUUACAAUGUCUUUUGAAUCCAUGUUUUUGCACAUAAGUGUACUGUACAUACGUUCAAUUGAAUUGGUGUUGAGAAAAGUUGUUUUGUUGCUUAAUGAUUAUUUAUUUACCUCAUCAUUACACAUUUAUUCUAAUAAGUAUAGAGAAAAGUAGC
Molecule: messenger RNA, 3173 nt
Organism: Gadus chalcogrammus (walleye pollock)
Lineage: Eukaryota; Metazoa; Chordata; Actinopteri; Gadiformes; Gadidae
Product: leucine-rich repeat transmembrane protein FLRT2
Exons: 1
Coding region: 98-2128 (676 amino acids)
Molecular function (GO): protein binding
Source: RefSeq, a predicted model, not a curated record